Molecule: messenger RNA, 1062 nt
Organism: Soboliphyme baturini
Lineage: Eukaryota; Metazoa; Nematoda; Enoplea; Dioctophymatida; Soboliphymatidae
Source: the annotation of a GenBank genome assembly
AUGCAGCGAUGGCAGAAUUUCGUGAACGGCGCAAACUAUAGUGGUCGAAGUCUAGUGGGUCGUAUGAAUCGCACGGCAUCUGCCAGACCUAAUCCCGAUUAUUGGCAACGCGACGACAUCCAGUUUUGCGCCAGACAUUCUUCAGCUUCAAGGUUAGGGAGGGGGAAGCGUCGUUCUUUGCCGAUCUCCGGGGCCGAGAAGAACUUAAUGAAUUAUGAUCCGAAGAAGAAACGAACUCGGAUCGAACCCUGUCAUCGGGAUAAAAUCAUGUUCCUUUGUUGCAGCUGUUGUCGUCGAAUCGAGCUGGAGGAGUUUCGUGACCACUGGACGGACUUCCAUACGCCGGAAGCGAAUGGUACUCAAAUGCACUGCGUCGAAUGCUUCCAAGUGAUUGGUAUCGCCGAGGAAUUGGUUCAACACGAGGUGUGCUUUCGCCGGGAAGCCACACGACACAAGAGGUUCAAGUGCUCAAUAUGUCAGUACAACGCCCCAUCGCAAAAGUGGUCCGAACGUCAUUCAGACAUGUUUCACAAGCCGAAGUAUUGCGGAUGCUGUGGUCUACAGAAGCAGACGCUGUGCACAGCGGCUCUCCCGGAUGUCAGUAUUCCGGACCAUGUCGAGACGCUUAAGACCAGUGCCUCGUCUGUAAAAGCCCAUUUCAAGAGCUUGAACCCUGGUUCGAAUUUUUUCAGUCAUGGUCCGUUGGUAACGUUGUUGUGCUCCUAUGCCCCUGACUGUCAGAGGGCGAUGAGCAUGUUCUGUUCGCCGAUUUUUUUCUGUCUGCCUCAGUCCCCCGUCAGUCUGCGCUGUUCUUGACGUGGCGUUGUUCUGCACGUGACGAAAACCCAUCGCAUUCCAGUGCCCACGGACUUCAUUCAUGAAGAGGCCAAUGUUGUCGACCUGGAGCCUGGUUUGCGCACGGUUGGCUGCCAGGUUUCUAUUGGCUGUACGGAAUGCGCAAAGCGGGACGGUAUUAUCAAACAAAUGGCAGCGAAACUUAAACGAAUUGCUGCCCUUAGUGAUCUGAAAAUGUACAAGGACACUGUAGAUCAUUUGUUGUGA